AUACUUUAAAUGAAGCUCGACGUUUGUACUACAAACACUGUAGUCUACGUGUAUUUUCCGGUAUUUUUUCGCAGCUCGAAAUGUAAAACCCGGUUGUUUUUCAAAUCCUGCUUCCAUUUUCCCAGCAAACUGUUGACAUUGACCAGUUAUUAGUGAACAUUCGUUUAUGGACACCACUCGUGCGACAGUUUUGUGCUACUAUGUGUAAAUAGCAUCAAUAUCGUGUACAGACAAUUUGCUAUUUAUAUAAAGCCGUGUAACGCUUCACUUUUGUUAUGGACGGCCUUGUUAAAGAACCUCUUUCAGUGAAGUGUUGUUUAGAACGUCUUGACUAAGCAUUUUUGUGUUGAACACCGGCGAGUGAACUGAGUAUUUGGAUUUUUUGUGAGUUUUCGUUAGUAAUUUAUUGUGCAGUGAUAAAUACUCCGCGCCCUCGCUUUUAAUCAAAGCGGAUGUUUGUAUUAUGGGCAGAGGCGGUGACGUGACGCGGUGAGCAUCAUGCCGGUUCUACGCAACGCCGACCACCCCGCCCACUCGCUGACGGACUCCACCGCCGCGAGGUACGGCGUCGCUGUCCUCGGCUCUUGGGCUGCUGAAGCAGCAACAUAUCCUUUCGACUUGACCAAAACGAGGCUACAAAUACAGUCUGAAGUUGCAGCCGCUAAACAUGGAUAUAAGUUGGAGACCCAUGGCAUGAUAAAAACAGCGGUGGGCAUUGCCAAGCAAGAAGGUGUGACCAAGCUAUGGACGGGUCUGAUGCCAAUGUUUCAACGCCACGCCAUCUACUCCGGCUGUCGGCUUAUCUUCUACGAACACUUUAGAAACUACUUCAAGGAUGAAAACGGAAAAGUGUCGCUUGGCAUAUCUUCCUUGGGUGGGUUAGCGGCAGGCUCCCUGGCACAGCUGAUCGCGUCUCCAACUGACCUGGUGAAGGUGCAGAUGCAAGCCGAGGGCCGAAGAGUUCUCCAAGGGAAACCACCAAGGUUCAAAAACUGCAGGGAUUGCUAUAAGAUGCUGUAUGCUGAGAGCGGGAUUAGGGGAUUUUGGAGAGGUGCCAUCCCAAACGUGCAACGCGCGGCCUUAGUAAACAUGGGAGAUUUAGCAGCCUACGACUAUACCAAACAGUUCCUAAUGCGAGAGUUCGGCAUGGCGGACACAGCGCUGGUGCACGCAGCCGCGGCGUUCACUGCCGGCUUCGUGGCUGCUGUGCUCGGCACGCCUGCCGAUGUACUUAAGACUAGGCUCAUGAAUCAGCCUGUUGGACCUGAUGGACGGGGCUUGUCGUACAAAGGCAUGAUUGACUGUCUCCAACAAUCCAUAAAGAAUGAAGGUAUACUGUCUAUGUACAAAGGUUUCUUACCUCUAUGGAUGAGGCUUGGACCCUGGGCGUUAAUCAACUGGAUAGCGUUUGAGAACAUCAUGCUGGCUAUAGGCGGACAAACAUUUUAGCUUAUAGGUGCUUUGAGAGCGUAGCCAGGAUGUAAGAGGUCCACUUUUCGACUUGAGGACCAGACGUUUUUCAUUCCUUCAUUUGGCCCUGGAAUUUAAGUAUAAUCCAAAACACAAUAUGGGGUUAUAUAUAUAUAUCGAUGACCAAGUUCAUGUUCUGAGAUAAUGUGCUAAUAAGUUUGACAAUUAAUAAUUCGACUGGAUUAUGCAAGCGUACAUAAAUAAUAAAUACUAUGCACGUACAAAAGAAAUGAUUGGGUGGGUAUAAAGCUUAUUUACUAUUUUCCAUCAAGUUCUGGCUACGUUCAACACUUGUUCCUUUUUUCUAAAGCUUAUAAAACUUUAAAUGAUUAAGGUCCUGGUGCUAGAAGACAGCUAGCAGCCUUGUUACCUCAUAACGAGAGCAAUAUACUUAAUUGAACCAAAUAGAAAUAAUUUGUUGUUACUUAAAAAUUUAUGAGAAAUAAUGUCACCAUAGUUGAGAAGUGUUAGCACCUCACGCUUAUGUUAAAAUUAUUUUUAAGGGCUUUGAAGCAAAUCCAUAUAGAUUACCUGUGAAUUUUCGGUAUUGAAACUGCUUCUUGAAGAGUAUACUCUUCCAGACCCUAUAAAAACAGUAUACGGUUUGGAUAAAAGCAAAAUAUAUAGAACAAAUAUUCUCAAACAAAGUCAGAUUUUUAGUAUAGUUGUUUGAAAGUUUGCGGGAAGUAGAAUUAGAAACGGCUAUGUUUAACACCAAGUUCCAUUUAUUUUUGCUACUAUGUAUUUAAUUUUACUACGAUUAAUUUCUGAAUAAGUAUUUUUUUUAAGUAAUGCAAUUUGCACAACAACAAUAGAUUAUCAUAAUUUACCUACUGAAUUCUCUUAUUAUAUAGACAGAUAUGAUAAAUAGUACAUCGAAGCUAGCACAAAUACAUAGUAUACAUAUUUUGUUUUUUAUAAAAAUACACAUAUACAAAAAUAGCAUAAUGCCUCAAAAUCUUAUAAAUAUUUGUAAAAAAGUAUAUAUUGUUGCCAAAGGUGCUAUUGUAAUCGUUUAUGUAUAAAAACUUAGAAACAAAAUAAGCUAAAAUAUAUUGGUAUUAAGUUUAAAUGAUAUAAUUUACUGGAUCACACCGAUGUCAAUUUUGAGACAUUUUUACAUAUUAUAUUGAAUGGAUAGCCGAUGCUUCAACAAAUAAAUACUGUGAUUUGAUAAUUAUAUAGCCACUAUGUAAUGAUUUCUAGAUGUGGACGCACUGCAAUAAAAAGUUUUACUUACAACCUUUUAAGAUGUCAUAUAUUUAGACUUGUUAGGCCCAUUUUCGCCUUCAACAUAAAAACGUUCGUUUCUAUUCAAACAACUGUUUUCUUUGAAAAUUUAACGUGAAAUUUAUUAUUUCUUUAUAUUGUCGCAGUUAUAAAAACAAAACUGAACAACCAUUGCAGCGCGUACACAUCUUACGGUUGAGUGUUUUAGACGUAGCUUUACGGUCCUGUUAAUUGGUAAUUGUUACAAAUUGUGAUGUUAUUAUUUAAAAUAAAUUAUUAUAAUUGUU
Helicoverpa armigera (cotton bollworm) is the source of this 2987-nucleotide messenger RNA. Its product is annotated as mitochondrial uncoupling protein 4-like. Bases 499 to 1449 code for a protein of 316 amino acids. The record is from RefSeq and is a predicted model, not a curated record. Gene Ontology annotation, molecular function: transmembrane transporter activity. Gene Ontology annotation, biological process: response to cold. The transcript is spliced from 7 exons. NCBI's taxonomy places the organism in Eukaryota, Metazoa, Arthropoda, Insecta, Lepidoptera, Noctuidae.